This is a messenger RNA of Drosophila guanche, 605 nucleotides long. It is a transcript of the gene LSm1, whose product is annotated as U6 snRNA-associated Sm-like protein LSm1. Gene Ontology annotation, molecular function: RNA cap binding. Lineage: Eukaryota; Metazoa; Arthropoda; Insecta; Diptera; Drosophilidae. The transcript is spliced from 3 exons. The record is from RefSeq and is a predicted model, not a curated record. Gene Ontology annotation, biological process: deadenylation-dependent decapping of nuclear-transcribed mRNA. Gene Ontology annotation, cellular component: Lsm1-7-Pat1 complex; P-body. Bases 102 to 515 code for a protein of 137 amino acids.
CGAUGUUUUCCCAGUCCUAGCAAGCAAGCCAGAAAUUAUUUUGAUCCAAAUUGAUUCCAAUUGCAAAGUUGUUUUUAUUUUUUCUGUACACAAUCACUGCCAUGGACGAUCUGAACCCUUUGGCAGGCACAGCUCACCUCCUGGAAGAAGUGGACAAGAAGCUGAUGGUGCUCUUGCGGGAUGGUCGUACCCUAAUUGGUUACCUGCGAUCGGUGGAUCAGUUUGCCAACUUGGUUUUGCAGCGCACCAUUGAGAGGAUACAUGUGGGCAAUCAGUAUGGCGACAUUCCACGAGGAGUGUUCAUAAUCCGAGGGGAGAAUGUUGUCCUAUUGGGUGAAAUUGAUCGUGAAAAGGAACAAAAGCUGCCACUCAAAGAGAUAUCUGUGGACGAAAUCCUGGAUGCCCAACGACGCGAGCAGGAGCAGCGCCAAGAGAAGCAUCGCCUAGUGUCCAAGGCACUCAAAGAGCGCGGCCUGGCCGUUAACGCGGAACUAAUCAAUGAGGAUUUCUGCUAGGAAGACACUAAACUAAAUAGACUAAGCAUAAAAGGAUUUUUCGUCACUUUGUAUAUUUGUACUGCAUUAAAAACUAUUCUAAAACCUAUA